ACGUGACCCUGAAGGUACAAAAUGUCAAGAGCACGACCAUAGCGGUGCGGGGCAACCUGCCCUCCUGGGAGCAGGACUUCAUGUUUGAGAUCAACCGGCUGGACUUGGGCCUGACUGUGGAGGUGUGGAACAAGGGGCUCAUCUGGGACACCAUGGUGGGCACGGUGUGGAUCCCCCUCCGGACCAUCAGGCAGUCCAAUGAGGAGGGCCCUGGGGAAUGGCUCACGCUCGACUCCCAGGUCAUCAUGACAGACAACGAGAUUUCAGGCACCAAGGAUCCGACUUUCCACCGCAUCCUCCUUGACACUCGCUUUGAGCUGCCGCUGGAUAUCCCUGAGGAGGAGGCCAGGUACUGGGCCAAGAAACUGGAGCAGCUCAAUGCAAUGCGGGACCAGGAUGAUUAUGCCUUCCAGGAGGAGCAGGAAAAGCCUCUGCCAGUGCAUGGCUCACAGUGCUGCAACUGGAAUUAUUUUGGCUGGGGAGAACAGCAGAAUGAUGACCCUGACAGUACUGUGGAUGACCGGGACAGUGACUACCGCAGCGAGACCAGCAACAGCAUCCCCCCACCCUACUACACCACGUCCCAGCCCAACGCCUCCGUGCACCAGUACCCCAUGAGGCAUCAGCAGCAGAGCUCCCGUGACUCCUACACUGACUCCAUGCAGAGCUACGAGAUGGACUACUCAGACCAGGCUCCCAUCAGACGCUAUGGUAGCGUAGACUCUGCCGCAAACGGACGCAGCGACGCUGAGUCCGGUUCUGAGUCGAGCAGGCGGACCAGCCGCCAGCCUUCCCUUGAGAGCAGGCGGUCCCUAGACCUAUCGGAUAGCCCCACAGGGAGCAGCCGCUACGCCUCCUCGGCCGAGCUGAGCCAGGGCAGCUCCCAGCUGAGCGAGGACUUCGAGAACGAGAGCCUGAGGGACUCGGAGCUGGACGAGAGGGACGGGGACUCCUACCACUCCUGCCACAGCUCCGUCAGCUACCGCAAGGACUCGCCACGCUGGGAGGAGGAGGAUGAUGAUGAUCUGUACCUGGAGGAGGAGGAGGAAGAGUUCAUUGAGGACUACAGUGAGACUGAGGAGGGCUACCCCAAGGAAGAGGAGUUGGAAGAGGAGGAGGAGGAACUGCGGGACCAGGACACCUAUGAGCCCCCUGAGCAUGAAACAUACCCACCACCACAGAAACCCCUGCCACAGCAGCAGCAGCAGCAGCAGCAGCAGCAGCAGCAGGUCCUGCAGCAGCAGCAACAGCAACAGCAGCAGCAACCCCAGCUGGUCCCACAGCAGAAGCCUCAGCAGCAGGAAAGGAAGGAGGAAAGGAAGGAGGAGAGGAAAGAGGAGAGGAAGGAGGAGAAGGACACUUCUGCCCCACAGGAAGCCCCUGAGGCCCUCCAGGCCCAGCAGGCAGAGGAGGAAGUUCCCAUGCAAGAGGCAGCCCCAGAGACUGAGCCCCCAAAACUGGCUGAGAGGGAGCCGGCAGAAGAGGAGGUGCAGGACCCCAAAGCACGAGCCAAAGCCAACUGGCUGAGAGCCUUCAACAAGGUCUGCAUGCAGCUGCAGGAGGCCCGCGGGGAAGGUGAUGGAGAAAAGUCCCUGUGGUUCAAAGGCGGGCCUGGUGGUGGGCUGAUCAUUAUAGACAGCAUGCCGGACAUUCGCAAGCGAAAACCCAUCCCCCUAGUUAGCGAUUUGGCCAUGUCCCUGGUCCAGUCCAGGAAAGCAGGAAUCACGUCUGCACUGGCCUCAAGCACCUUGAACAAUGAGGAGCUGAAAAACCAUGUUUACAAGAAGACCCUGCAAGCCUUAGUGUACCCCAUCUCCUGCACAACGCCCCACAACUUCGAGGUGUGGACGGCCACCACCCCCACCUACUGCUACGAGUGUGAGGGGCUGCUGUGGGGCAUCGCCCGGCAGGGCAUGCGCUGCGCCGAGUGCGGCGUCAAGUGCCACGAGAAGUGCCAGGACCUGCUCAACGCCGACUGCCUGCAGAGGGCGGCGGAGAAGAGCUCCAAGCAUGGAGCAGAGGACCGGACCCAGAACAUCAUCAUGGUGCUCAAGGACCGCAUGAAGAUCCGGGAGCGCAACAAACCAGAGAUAUUUGAGCUGAUCCAGGAGGUGUUUGGGGUCAACAAGACCACACACACACAGCAGAUGAAGGCAGUCAAGCAGAGUGUCCUGGAUGGCACCUCCAAAUGGUCAGCCAAGAUCAGCAUCACGGUGGUCUGUGCCCAGGGCCUGCAAGCAAAGGAUAAGACAGGUUCCAGUGACCCCUAUGUCACUGUCCAGGUUGGAAAGACAAAAAAAAGGACUAAAACUAUCUACGGCAAUCUCAAUCCAGUCUGGGAGGAGAAUUUCCAUUUCGAGUGCCAUAACUCCUCUGACCGCAUCAAGGUCCGUGUGUGGGACGAGGAUGAUGACAUCAAGUCCCGUGUCAAGCAGCGCUUCAAGAGGGAAUCUGAUGACUUCCUGGGCCAGACCAUCAUCGAGGUCCGGACCCUGAGCGGGGAGAUGGACGUCUGGUACAACCUCGACAAGCGCACAGACAAGUCAGCAGUGUCGGGAGCCAUCCGGCUGCACAUCAGUGUGGAGAUCAAGGGCGAGGAGAAGGUGGCUCCCUACCAUGUUCAGUAUACCUGCCUGCAUGAGAACCUGUUCCACUUCGUGACGGAUUUGCAAAACAACGGGGUGGUGAAAAUCCCUGAUGCCAAAGGGGAUGAUGCAUGGAAGGUGUACUUUGAUGAGACAGCACAGGAGAUCGUGGAUGAGUUUGCCAUGCGCUAUGGGGUGGAGUCCAUCUACCAGGCCAUGACGCAUUUUGCCUGCCUCUCCUCCAAGUACAUGUGUCCCGGUGUGCCGGCGGUGAUGAGCACCCUGCUGGCCAACAUCAACGCUUACUAUGCCCACACCACCGCCUCCAGCAACGCCAACGCCUCCGACCGCUUUGCCGCCUCCAAUUUCGGGAAAGAUCGCUUUGUCAAACUCCUGGACCAGCUGCACAACUCCCUGCGCAUCGACCUCUCCAUGUACCGGAACAACUUCCCUGCCAGCAGCCCAGAACGGCUGCAGGACUUGAAGUCCACAGUGGAUUUGCUGACCAGCAUCACCUUCUUUCGGAUGAAGGUCCAGGAGCUGCAGAGCCCCCCACGGGCCAGCCAGGUGGUGAAGGACUGUGUGAAGGCCUGUCUCAACUCCACCUAUGAGUACAUCUUCAACAACUGCCACGAGCUCUACAGCCGCGAGUACCAGACAGACCCGACCAAGAAAGGCGAGGUGCCCCCUGAGGAGCAGGGUCCCAGCAUCAAAAACCUGGAUUUCUGGUCCAAGCUCAUCACCCUGAUUGUCUCCAUUAUCGAGGAAGACAAGAACUCCUACACGCCCUGCCUGAACCAGUUCCCCCAGGAACUGAAUGUGGGGAAGAUCAGCGCUGAGGUGAUGUGGAACCUCUUUGCUCAGGACAUGAAGUAUGCGAUGGAGGAGCACGAGAAGCACCGGCUGUGCAAGAGCGCAGACUACAUGAACCUGCACUUCAAGGUGAAGUGGCUGUACAACGAGUACGUCACCGAGCUGCCCUCCUUCAAGAGCCGUGUGCCCGAGUACCCUGCCUGGUUCGAGCCUUUUGUCAUCCAGUGGCUGGAUGAGAACGAAGAGGUGUCACGGGAUUUCCUGCACGGAGCACUGGAGCGGGACAAGAAGGAUGGGUUCCAGCAGACCUCGGAGCAUGCGCUCUUCUCCUGCUCUGUGGUGGAUGUUUUCUCCCAGCUCAACCAGAGCUUUGAGAUCAUCAAGAAGCUGGAGUGCCCCGAUCCCCAGAUUGUGGGGCACUACAUGCGGCGGUUUGCCAAGACCAUCAGCAAUGUGCUGCUCCAGUAUGCUGAGAUCAUCUCCAAGGAUUUUGCCUCGUACUGCUCCAAGGAGAAAGAGAAAGUGCCCUGCAUCCUGAUGAACAACAUCCAGCAGCUCCGUGUCCAGCUUGAGAAGAUGUUUGAAGCCAUGGGUGGGAAGGAUCUGGACACAGAAGCCAGUGAUAUCCUCAAGGAACUGCAGGUGAAACUUAACAAUGUCCUGGAUGAUCUGAGCCGAGUCUUUGCCACCAGUUUCCAGCCACACAUUGAGGAGUGUGUGAAGCAGAUGGGUGACAUCCUGAGCCAGGUGAAGGGCACCGGCAACGUCCCCGCCAGCACCUGCAGCAGCGUCGCGCAGGACGCUGACAAUGUCCUGCAGCCCAUCAUGGACCUGCUGGACAGCAACCUGACGCUCUUUGCCAAGAUCUGCGAGAAGACGGUGCUGAAGCGGGUGCUGAAGGAGCUCUGGAAGCUGGUGAUGAACACCAUGGAGAAGACCAUCGUCCUACCCCCACUCACGGACCAGACGGGCACACAGAUGAUUUUCAACGCGGCCAAGGAGCUGGGGCAGCUUUCCAAGCUGAAGGACCACAUGGUGCGUGAGGAAGCUAAGAGCCUGACCCCGAAGCAGUGUGCUGUGGUGGAGCUGGCACUGGACACCAUCAAGCAAUAUUUCCAUGCCGGUGGCGUGGGGCUGAAGAAAACCUUCCUGGAGAAGAGCCCUGACCUGCAGUCACUGCGCUACGCCCUGUCCCUCUACACCCAGGCCACUGAUCUCCUCAUCAAAACCUUCGUGCAGACCCAGUCGUCGCAGGGCUCUGGUGUGGAUGACCCCGUUGGGGAGGUGUCUAUCCACGUGGAGCUCUUGACCCACCCCAGCAGUGGCGAGCACAAAGUCACCGUCAAAGUGGUGGCUGCCAAUGACCUCAAGUGGCAGACCUCGGGCAUCUUCCGGCCCUUCAUCGAGGUCAACAUCAUCGGGCCCCACCUCAGUGACAAGAAGAGAAAAUUUGCCACCAAAUCCAAGAACAACAGCUGGGCCCCCAAGUACAACGAGAGCUUCCAGUUCACGCUGGGGACCGAGACAGGCCCCGAGUGCUACGAGCUGCAGGUGUGUGUGAAGGAUUACUGCUUCGCCCGGGAGGACCGCACCGUGGGCAUCGCCGUGCUGCAGCUCCGGGACAUCCUGCAGCGCCCCGGCUGCGCCUGCUGGCUGCCCCUGGGCCGCCGCAUCCACAUGGACGACACCGGGCUCACCGUGCUCCGCAUCCUCUCCCAGCGCAACAACGACGAGGUGGCCAAGGAGUUUGUCAAGCUCAAGUCGGACACGCGCUCGGCCGAGGAGGGCAGCAGUUAAAGCCCCUUGGCCCCCCAGCCCUCGCUCCCCGCUCCCGGCCCCCUGACAGAAUCCUCUAGCCCUGGAUAAGCCAUAGGAGUGGCCACAGAGGAGUCGCUGCCCCGGCCCUGGGGAGGGGGUGCUGUGGCUGCAGUGACAGACCCUCCCAUCCCUCCCAUCCCUCCCUGGCCACGCUGGCUCAGUGCCAGCCGUGCCGAGCCCAGCCAGGCUGGGGUUGGGCAGGCUGCGGGGAAGGGCUGGAGCCGAGCCUGGGUGAGGGGAGCAAUCCGCCCUUCCCCAGCCUGUCUGAGACGGAGGAACCCCAGUGGCCCAACCCUGAUCCUCCACUGUCCCACCCAGCCCCAAACCUCACCGAGUGCCACAAGGAAAGGGCUGUGGAGGGUGUGUGUGUCGUGCCAUGUGUGGGUGGUGGUGAGUGGCUGGCACAGUGUGAUGGCCCCUUGUCCCCAUCCCUGAGCGUCGUGGUGUGUCCUGAGGGCAGGGCAGGUGCCAGCCCCGAGCACAUCUGUGUACAUAUGUAAAUAGCUGUACAUACAGGGCAGCUGGACAGGCUGUGUCCUGCACCCGGAAGGGCUAUUGGGGCUGUUGGGUUGGCGGGUGCAGCCCCCACAGGCCCUGCACAGGGUCCCCUCCCUGGCUGGCAGCAGCAUCACCAGGGUCGGGAGCAGCCCCCGGCCCAUAUCCUGUCUUCCCUGCCUUGCUGCCACCGUGGGCGACCCCACUGCCCCCCACAAGGUGCCAGGGCUUGGGGAGGCAGGGGCUGGGGGCACCAGAGCAGAGGGGCUCAUUCCUCUUUGCUCUGGCCGGUGGGGACCAGCCUCCCUGAGCAGUGCAGCCCAUGGGAUCUCCUUGGCGCGAGCAAAACCCUUCCCAUCCCAGCCCAGAGUAGCCCUCCCUCCAGCCCCCCAGUAAGCACCAGUUCUGUGCCCCCAGUUCCCCAGUGAGCACCAUUUCUGUGUGCCAAGUGGUGUGCAUGUCUCGUGUGAGUGCCUGGGAGGCCUGGGUGUGUGGUGUUGGGGUGGCCACCCCAGCUGGCCAGUUUGCCCUGAGUCCUGGGGCAGACAGAGGCCUAAUGACCCCACAAGUCAAUACAGCUCUCUCAGCCCCCUCCCGUCCCAAAACAGGGUACCCCCGCUGGCCCCCACGCUCCUUUGUCAAGAGGGUUUGCCUGGGACCAAAGGGUUUCACUUUUCUCUCGUUUCUGUUCAAUGUUUACACCCUUUUUCUACCGGCUGCCCCUGCACAGCCAGGCUGGGGCUCGGCCCCGCAGCCCAACCGUGGUGCCCCCGGGCCUGUGCCCCUCCCCAGACUGUCCUGUUUGGCAUGUGAUUGACCUGACCAGUUCUGCUCCUGUAGCACAGUGUCACCGAUGCCUGUGUGUCUGUCCCGCCCACGGCGGCGGCUCCCAUGGAUGCAUGACAGUGAGAUGUUUUGCACUAUUUUGAAUUUUUUGGGCUCUGUAAAAAUAUUUUAUUAUUACUGACAUUAAAAAGCACACCCUUCA
Molecule: messenger RNA, 6699 nt
Organism: Parus major (Great Tit)
Lineage: Eukaryota; Metazoa; Chordata; Aves; Passeriformes; Paridae
Gene: UNC13A
Product: unc-13 homolog A
Exons: 40
Coding region: 81-5195 (1704 amino acids)
Biological process (GO): synaptic vesicle maturation; neuromuscular junction development; dense core granule priming
Cellular component (GO): terminal bouton; presynaptic membrane; presynaptic active zone cytoplasmic component
Molecular function (GO): phospholipid binding; syntaxin-1 binding; calmodulin binding
Source: RefSeq, a predicted model, not a curated record